AUGUCAGCAGCAUCACCAACACCCAUGGGCGCAGGGAGCCACUUCACGUCCCUUGGCCGAAGAACAUCUGCGCGCCAGGCCUUGCGCCGACCAACUUCCCGCCCAGCAUUCAGUCGCAGUGAAUCUCAGCCCGCUGUUCAAAGUGCUCGAGAGGCACCUCUGAGCGCCAACCGCGCUGAAUCUCAACCACAACAACAGCAACAGUAUGAUGCCAUGCACGACAGCUCGGAUGACGAGAUCCCAGUGCCCAUGAAGCUCAGCGCUCUGACUAAAGCUCUACUGAACGAUGGCGGCGCAAAUGAUGCUGCAGGGCCCUCAGCGACGCGUCGAGCUAAUGAUGCACCCAGUCAUCAACCUGAGCCUAGGGUCAUGACCAGGAGACGAAGUUAUCUCACCAGGAAUUCGUCGUCUGCCGUGGAGGACAGAGAGCCAGCGCCAGCGCCAGUGCCUGAACCCGAUCGAUCGUUCAGGGAGACUCGGCGCCAUACCAGGACCAGUAGCACCGCAGGAGGAAUCGCGCCUUCCCGACAAACCUCGCCCGCGCGCGCAAGGGAUAGCAGCCCGGCACCGCGCAAGCGAGUUGUUCGACUCAGUAACCCACCCAGUGUGGCACCUGUGCAGCCUGGCCGACUGAGGAGGUCGCUGUCCACCUCGACCACGAGACGACCAGAAAGCCGUGCCGGCGACGUGGACGAGAGUGUGCACAGCGCCGGCGCCGCCGCGCCAGUCGAGGAUGAAGACAUCAACACCCCGGCCCAGCCUGUCCGCCGAGUGCAGAUUGCCAUUGGGUCGUCACACAAACGCCAGUCGAUUGGCAACUCCUCUGGGUUCGCAUCAAGAAGCGCCGGGUCCUCCAUGCGCAGUGAUCAUGAGGGCCCCGAAGAGCCUCAGACAGCCCCCCGUCCACAGUCAGCCAUGGGCAGCGUCUCGAGAUUUGGCGGCAGCGCCAGCGUCAAAUCGAGAGAAGAGCAGAACGCCCAGGGCUCUAUGCGGGUCAAGAGACUUGGCAAGAUUCCUGGCAGUUUUCUCAGUGGGCCUGCUCGCCGCGGUAGGAGACGCGAGAGCGAGGAGGACAGGGUGGCUAGAGAGAACGAAGAAGGUGAAAUGAUGUACGGUCACGAGCAAGACGACUAUCCACCACCUGAAGUUGGCCGCAGCGGCGCAGAACCGCAAGCAUCAUCAUUUUAUGAGUCGGGGUACCGCGACUUUGCGGCAUCCGGCAGUCCCGUUAGCAGCAAGGAGUUGAGAGCUGGGAGUCGCAGGCAAUCACACGCAGAUCUCAGGGCGGCGUCCUUGAGUGAGGCCCACAAAGUGAUUGAGGCAGCACGGGAGGAAGCCGCCAGAGCACCUCUAGAGAUACCGUCAACACACGACCAGGAGAACGAAAUGCCUGCCCCUUCGGCUUUUGAGAGACGGAGACCGUCGGUCAGCAUCUUCUCUGACAAGGACCAGGACAAGAAACUGCUUCGGUCGCCUAGCCUUGUUGAGAUUGGCUCCAGAGCAAUCCCGCGAGCUGUUUCGCCAGAGCGCCCGAUACUGGCAUCCCUCAGCCAGAAUGUUCAAAAGACACCGCACGUUGUGAUACCAAUGCAGCGACCUGCGCCACCUCCACCGCCGAAGAUGAGUGUUCUGGAUGCAGCUACUGCAACAGGCGGGGCUGCCACUGCCAAAGAAGCCGCGAAGAAGAGGAGCAUCAUUCUCAAAGUCAACGGGCGGUCAUAUCAAAGGGUAGACUGCAUAGGGCGCGGUGGCAGUGCGAAGGUCUACAGGGUUACUGCUGAAAAUGGCAAGAUGUUUGCCCUGAAGAGAGUCAACAUUGAGAACGCCGACGAGACGAUGCUCAAGGGCUACAAGGGCGAGAUUAGCUUGCUUCAAAAGCUGACCAACGUGGAACGUGUCAUCCAGCUCUAUGAUUUCGAGCUCAAUGAGGAGAAGCACGUUCUUAGUGUCCUUAUGGAGAUGGGUGAAUUGGACCUCAACACUCUCCUGAGAGUCCGGCAGAAUCCGGAGGGAGCGAAACUUGAUCCUGUGUUCAUCCGCUACUAUUGGAAAGAAAUGCUUGAAUGCCUCGCCGCCGUGCACGCUCACGACAUUGUGCACAGCGACCUCAAGCCCGCCAAUUUCGUGUUGGUUCAAGGCCGCCUGAAACUUAUUGAUUUCGGUAUUGCGAACGCCAUCCAGACCGAAGAAACUGUCAACGUACACCGCGAGACGCAGGUCGGCACGCCGAGCUAUAUGAGCCCUGAGAGUUUGAUGGACUCAAGCCACUAUGCAUUUACCUCCGCGAACGGCGGGAGAUACUGGCAUGGGCCAAGGGGCCCCAAGCUCAUGAAGCUGGGCAAACCGUCCGACGUGUGGAGUCUUGGGUGCAUCCUGUACCAGAUGGUAUACGGCAACUCGCCGUUUGGGCACAUCCAGAACCAGAUGGCGCGCUGCCAGGCCAUCAUCAAUUGGAACCACAAGAUUGAGUUUCCGGAGAAGGGCCUCGGCGGCGUUAAGGUGCCGCCGAGCCUCCUGCGCACGCUCAAGAAGUGCCUCGACCGGGACCAGCACGCGCGGCCGUCAUGCGCGCAGCUGCUGAGCGAGGACGACGGGUUCCUGUACCCGAUCGAGUACGCCAGCGACGUCAUGGGCGCCGCCGACAGCCUGCCCAUCACCGAGGAGCUGCUGGGCCGCAUCAUCCAGAGCGUCGUCACGCGCUGCCGCGACAGGAUGCCGACUGACGGCGAGGCCAUCAAGGCUUGGCCUUCUGCGUACUGGACCAGCGUGCGCAAGGCCAUCGAGGCUAAGCAGAGCGAUGGGGAGAGGCGGUAG
Messenger RNA from Diaporthe amygdali, 2814 nucleotides. RefSeq lists its product as uncharacterized. Gene Ontology annotation, cellular component: spindle; kinetochore; nucleus. Gene Ontology annotation, molecular function: protein serine/threonine/tyrosine kinase activity; ATP binding; protein serine/threonine kinase activity. The transcript is spliced from 2 exons. NCBI's taxonomy places the organism in Eukaryota, Fungi, Ascomycota, Sordariomycetes, Diaporthales, Diaporthaceae. The record is from RefSeq and is a predicted model, not a curated record. Gene Ontology annotation, biological process: chromosome segregation; mitotic spindle assembly checkpoint signaling; peptidyl-serine phosphorylation. The coding region runs from base 1 to 2814 and encodes 937 amino acids.